AUGGAGGAAAAAUCAUUCACAAUGCAAAUGUUAAUAUUAGUUGUUAACAUACUCCGUAGUAAACAAGUAAAAACACGUUACUCAUCGAGAUCAUCUGCACCGAGGGGUUUCUUGGUGGUUUAUGUAGGGGAGAGUAAGGAUAAGAGUCGAUUUAUAGUUCCGAUUUCGUAUUUAAAGACUCAAUUAUUUCAAGAUUUGUUGAGGUUUUCAGAGGAAGAAUAUGGAUUUGAGCAUCCCAUGGGAGGUCUGACAAUCCCAUGCAGUGAAGAAGCAUUCUUGAAUGUUACUUCUCGUCUACAUGAACUGCGGUUUAGAGGGAAAAACUAUUUGCAUUGA
Salvia hispanica is the source of this 336-nucleotide messenger RNA. The record is from RefSeq and is a predicted model, not a curated record. NCBI's taxonomy places the organism in Eukaryota, Viridiplantae, Streptophyta, Magnoliopsida, Lamiales, Lamiaceae.